Molecule: messenger RNA, 9905 nt
Organism: Corvus hawaiiensis (hawaiian crow)
Lineage: Eukaryota; Metazoa; Chordata; Aves; Passeriformes; Corvidae
Gene: MYO15A
Product: myosin XVA
Exons: 64
Coding region: 1-9753 (3250 amino acids)
Cellular component (GO): myosin complex; cytoskeleton
Molecular function (GO): ATP binding; cytoskeletal motor activity; protein binding
Source: RefSeq, a predicted model, not a curated record
AUGAUGCGCUUCAAGCGCGUGGGCAAGAAGAGGAAGGAAGAGGAGGCCAAGAAGGAGGCACCAUCGAAGCCAUCCUUCCUGCUGCUGCGGCGGGGCGGGCAGGCCCCCGAGGACGGUGCGUCGCUCUUCCGCCGGCGCCCGGAAAGGAAAUUCAAGCCACGGGCGCAGGUGCUGAGCAAGGCAGCCGCCGCCACAGGCUGGCUGGCCAGGAAGGUGCUCUCCCGGCGCGGGCGGCUGGUGGGGGGCGGCCGGGCGACUGACACGGCCUGGCUGUCCCGUAUCGGUGCCAAGAAGCUGCCGUUCCCAGCGGAAGACGAGAUCCUCAGGCACCGGGCCAACAUGAAGCGGAUCCCUGGCAGCGUCGGGCUGUCGGCCCCCAGCACUUCGCGGCAAGGCAGCAUGGUGAGGCGGCCGUCCCGGCGGCGCUCCCAGCGUGCGGCCGCCGAGCCGACGGUGCCGCGCUACGGCUGGGCCGAGGAGGAGAACGGAGCCUACAGCCGCCGGCGAGGUUAUGGCAAGGAGGAUGGAGCCUACGGCUCCCACCGUGGCUAUGCCAGGAAGGAAGAUGGAGCCUAUGGGCCUUGGCGCAGUCACGCCAAGGAGGACGAUGGAGCGUACGGCCCCCACCAUGGCUAUGCCGAGGAGGAUGGAGCCUAUGGCCCAUGGCAUGGCUACAGCGAGGAGGAGGAUGGAGCCUAUGGCCCCCGGCACAACUACUCCGAGGAGGAGGAAGGCUACAUGCAGAGCCCAGCUUACCCAGCAGGGUACGGCUUUGAGGAUGUGGUGCCGACCCCCUACUCUGACUACCCUGGCUAUGAGACGGAGGAAGAGUAUGACUGCUAUGGGGGAUUUUGGGAGGACGGUGACCAGGCAGGGCACCCCUAUGGCUACUCAGAGCUGGAGGAUGAGGGACCGUUUGGUGGUGGGUCUCCCCUCAGCCUCUACGACCCGUACAGCAGCGACCCAGAGUAUGGUGAGGAGGUGGCAGGGCCCUUCGGCUACAGCAGGGACCCCUACGAGGACUUUGGGGAGCCCUUUGAUGGGGGGUACCCUGGGGGUGAGUACCCUGAGCAUCGCAUCCAGUACAGCGAGGGCGGGUGGGCACCGCACGCCCAAUCCUCCUGCAACCCCUACGCCCUGGGCCUGGAGGAGAUUGCUGAGGGCGAGGAGCCCGAGGAGUGGGAAGAAGAGGAGGAAGAGGAGAAGGAGUAUCCUUUCUCCAUCCUGAGCGCCUCCUCGCUCCGGGGCAUGCGGGAGACACUCUCCUCCAAGCUCUCCCUCAACAGGAAAUUCAGGCUCUUCCCCCGGCCCCAGGUCAAGCUUUUCGGCAGGGACCGCCUGGACGUCCCCCUCCCGCCGUCCCCCCACCUGCCCGCCGCCCGUGACGAGGACGACUACGACGAGUGCGAGCCGCCGCCGCCUCCGGCAGCCCCCGGCCCCGCGGCAUCCCCGGGACGCCGGGUUUCGGCAGCGCGGGCGUGCGGGAGCCCUCUGGGGCAGUUCCUCCAGCGAUCCCUCUCGAUUCCCCCCAGCCGCCCGUCGCGGGGUGCGGGAGGGCUUCGGGGGUCCCGCCCCCCCCAGCCCUCCUACAGGCACUCCAGCCGCAGGCUGGCGGGGAUGGAGAGCGCCGGUUUGGGGGGCCGGGACCCCGCGCCACGAGCAUCUCCAGCCAGGGACCCUUCCCCAGCGGCGGGGCCCUGGGGGCAGCCCCCUCCCCGGGAGCCGGGGGCUGCGCGCCGGCCGUCGCUCCGUAACCCCUUCGCCAACCCCGGGCGCUCCCCGUCGCCGCCGCCCGUCCGGCCGCGCCCCGGCAGCACGCGGGGCGAGGGGCCACGGCGAUCCCCCUCCCUCGGUGCCAGCCUCCGGCGCUUUGGCCCCGAGCUCCCCGCUCCGGCCGCCCCCCGCUCACCGGGGCCGGGGGGGAGGCGCCCGGGGGGGCCCGCGGCGGGGAGACCUCUGUCAUCGCGGCGGAGCAGUCCCCCCGGGCUGCCGCUCCCCCAGGCCUGGCCCCGGCUUCCCGAGCCCCCCACCAAGGCGGUGAAGCCGCUGCAGAGGACCCCCUUCCUGGCACCAUCGUCCCGCCCCGGCAGCCGCCGCCUCGGCCCCCCCGGCCCCUCCUGGGAUGAGGAGCUGCCCCACUGGCACGGUGCCCCGCGGGGUCCCGCCGGGGUGCUCCCUCCGCCCAGCCCCGCUCCCAGCACCCCCAAAAGCUUCAUCCAGCGCAUCGGGCAGCCCCUUGCCGGGAUGGCCCCCCCCUCCCCACCAUCGAGGCCAUCUGCUGAAGUGGGGGGCCGCAGCCCCUCCAAGGGGCGCUCCGUGGCGCAGUCUCUGGCUUCGCUGCUCGUAAGGAGCAUGAACCCCACCAAAGCCCCCUCAUCCUCACCACCCACCCGCCAUCCCUCCACUCGCUCUCCCUCCUUGCCCCGGCGCCCAUCCCGGCGAGACGGCAGCACCCGCAGGUCUCCGAGCCCACCCUCUGGGCGCCGGGGCUGGGCCGACGCCGGGCGCCCCAUCCUCCCCUCCAGCCCACGUGGCAACCGGAGCCCCUCACCGCCCCGUCGUGCCGCUUUCCCACCACCCCACGGGCGAGCCCCCGGCUCUCCGGUCGUCCCCCGCCACGGCACUCGUCCCCCGGGGCCGGCGGAGCCCAUCGAGGGUGACGGGGCGGCCGGGGAGGAGGGCGCGGGGCGCUACGCGGUGGUGACGCCGCAGGUGCAGAGGUUGGGCUCCUUCCGGCGCGCAUCCCGCAUGUACAAGCAGCACUGGUCCACGCAGCACGUCGUGCGGGUGCGGGAGAUGCCCGACGCCUGGACAGCCGAGCAGGGCCUCCCCCAGCAGCCCACCCAGCGCGGCCGGCGGUGGGCGAGCCAGUGGGGAGCCGACCUCGCCCGAUACCUCUGCCAGCGCCCGCCGGCGGGGGGCUGGCGGGACAGGCACCCCUGGGCGGACGGGUACCUGCGCACCAAGCAGCCCUGGCGCAGCAAGAUGCAGUCGCUGUGCAGCCUGCCCAUUGUGCGGUACCAGGAGCCACAGGAGGAGGAUGGGUUGGAGGACAUGACCCAGCUGGAGGACCUCCAGGAGGCUGCGGUGCUGAGCAACCUCCGGACGCGGUUCGAGCGCCAGCUCAUCUACACCUACAUCGGCAGCAUCCUGGUGUCGAUGAACCCGUACCGCAUCUACAACAUCUACGGGACGGAGCAGGUGCUGCAGUACGAGGGCAGAGCCCUGGGCGAGAACCCGCCGCACCUCUUUGCCAUCGCGAACGUGGCCUACUCCAAAGUGAUGGAUGCCAAACACAACCAGUGUAUCAUCAUCAGUGGGGAGAGCGGCUCAGGGAAGACCGAAGCCACCAAGCUGAUCCUGCGCUACCUGGCAGCCGUCAGCCAGAAACGCAGCACUGCCCCACAGAUAGAGAUCCUGGAGGCGACCCCCCUGCUGGAAUCCUUCGGCAAUGCCAAAACCGUGAGGAAUGACAAUUCCAGCAGGUUUGGGAAAUUUGUGGAAAUCUUUCUGGAGGACGGCUUGAUCUGCGGUGCCAUAACCUCGCAGUACCUGCUGGAGAAGUCCCGCGUGGUCUUCCAGGCCAAGAGCGAGCGCAACUACCACAUCUUCUACGAGAUGCUGGCAGGGCUGCCGUCCCAGCAGCGGCAGCGGUACUGCCUACAGGGCGCCGAGACCUACUACUACUUGAACCAGGGUGGGAACUGCGAGAUUCCCGGCAAGGACGACGCUGAGGAUUUCCGUCGGCUGCUCAACACCAUGGAGGUGCUGAACUUCAGUGUGGACGAGCAGAACAGCAUCUUCCGCAUCCUCUCCUCUGUCCUCCACCUGGGCAACGUCUACUUUGAGAAAUAUGAGACUGACUGCCAGGAGGUCGCCACGGUGGUGAGUGCCACAGAGAUCCGGACGGUGGCUGAGCUGCUGCAGGUGUCCCCUGAGGGCCUGCAGAAAGCCAUCACCUUCAAGGUGACGGAAACGCUGCGGGAGAAGAUUUUUACCCCUCUGACUGUUGAAAGCGCCGUGGAUGCCAGGGAUGCCAUUGCCAAGACCCUCUACUCCCUGCUCUUCAGCUGGCUCACGGACCGCAUCAACAAGCUCGUGUACCCGCGGCAGGAGGCCCUCUCCAUCGCCAUCCUGGACAUCUAUGGCUUCGAGGACCUCACCUUCAACAGCUUUGAGCAGCUGUGCAUCAACUACGCCAACGAGUACCUGCAGUUCUUCUUCAACAGGAUUGUGUUCCAGGAGGAGCAGGAGGAGUACCUCCGGGAGCAGAUUGAGUGGAAGGAGAUCCCCUUCAGCGACAACCAGCCGUGCAUUGACCUCAUCUCCCAAAAGCCCUACGGCAUCCUCCGGAUCCUGGAUGACCAGAGCUGCUUCCCCCAGGCCACUGACCACACGUUCCUCCAGAAGUGUCACUACCACCAUGGGACAAACCCACUCUACACAAAGCCGAAGAUGCCGCUGCCCGAGUUCACCAUCAAGCACUACGCAGGGAAGGUGACCUACCAGGUUCACAAGUUUUUGGAUAAAAACUAUGACCAGGUCCGUCAGGACGUGCUGGACCUGUUCCUCAGCAGCAGGACCAAGGUGGUGGCCAACCUCUUCUUCGGCCAUGCCCAGGUGAUGGCCCGGCAGAGGAGCCUCAUCAGGAGGAGCAGCACCAGGACACGGCGGUACAAGGCUCCCACUGUGGCUGCACGGUUCCAGCAGUCGCUCCUGGAGCUGGUGGAGAAGAUGGAGAGGUGCAACCCCUUCUUUGUGCGCUGCCUCAAACCCAACAACAAGAAGGAGCCAGGGCUCUUCGAGGCCGACGUGGUCAGAACCCAGCUGCGGUACUCGGGGAUCCUGGAGACCAUCCGCAUCCGCAAGGAGGGCUUCCCUAUCCGCAUCCCCUUCCUCGUCUUCAUCGACAGGUAUCGCUGCCUCGUUGAUAUGUGGUCCAAUGUCAUUCCCAACGGAGCCAACUGUGUGGAGAUGCUGAGGAGCCUCUGCCCCGUUAACCCCAGCAUGUACUAUGUCGGCGUCACCAAGCUCUUCCUGAAGGAGCAGCUGUACCAGGCUCUGGAGAGCAAGCGAGCCCGUGCCCAUCACCUGGCCGCGCUCACGCUUCAGCGCUACGCUCGCACCUUCUUCAUUAAGCGGCGCUUCCGCUCCCUCCGCCGCAAGAUCGUCCUCCUGCAGACCCGGGCGCGGGGAUACCUGGCCAGGCAGCGGUACCGGCGCAUGCGGCGCACGCUCAUCAAGUUCAGGUCGCUGGUGCACAUCUACGUGAACCGCCGGAGGUACCUCAAGAGGAAGGAGGAUGCUCGCCGGCGGGCUGAGGAGGAGAACGAGAGGAUGAAGCAGGAGCUGACGCGGAGGGAGGUGGUGGAUGUCACCCACCUGGAGAUCCCGGCCGAGCUGAUGGGGCUGCUGGAGGCCGCUGCAGCCGCCCGGGAGGUGAAUGCCGGCUGCGUGGUGCUGGUGCCGCCGCCGGCGCUGCAGCCCGACCCCCAGCUCACCCUCCCGCUCGACAUCAACGACUACCCCAUGGCCAAGUACGUGCGGGGCCACUUCCAGGAACCGGCAUUUGGGAUGCUGACGGCCCCACUGAAAGCCCCCCUCACCCGGCUGGAUGAGGAGCUGUGCCACGAGGCUCUCAGCCUCUUCAAGCUGAUCCUGCGGUUCAUGGGGGACCCGGGGCUGGGCGGCCUGCAGGAGACCCUCUUCGGCAACUACAUCGUGCAGAAGGGGCUGUCGGUGCCAGGGCUACGGGACGAGCUCCUGGCACAAGCCUCCAACCAGGUCUGGCGGAACACCAACGUCAACAACGAGGAGCGGGGCUGGCUGCUGCUGGCCGCCUGCCUCAGCGCUUUCCCUCCGUCCGCUGCCUUCGACAAGUACCUGCUCAAGUUUGUGUCCGACUACGCCUUUGCUGGCUACAAGCCAGUGUGCCAGCGCAAGCUGAUGCACGCCAUGGCCCGCUCCCAGCUGGGCGCUGCGGCCGCCCGCACCUUCCCGCCCUCACUGCUGGAGUGGACAGCGAACCGGCAGCAGGCCAGCAUGGCCCUCGACCUGCACUGCUUCAACGGUGACCAGUUCUCCUGCCCCAUCCACUCCUGGAGCACGGGCGAGGACCUGGCAGGGGAUGUCCUGAAGCACAGGGGGCUGUCGGAGGGCUGGCGUGGCUGGUCUGUAGCUAUGAAGGCGGGUGCCCAGUGGGCUGAGCUGGCUGGACACGACUAUGUCCUGGACCUUGUCUCUGACCUCGAGCUGCUCCGGGGCUUCCCCAGACAGAAAUCCUGCUUCCUCAUUGCAUGGGAUGGGACCGAGAGCCACAGCAGGGACAGCCGGCCGGUGCUGGGACAUGGAUUGGAUUUGGAUGAAGUGCCUCCUCCCCCAGCUGUGAAAGCCCCCACACUGCCCUCCGUAGAGGCGUAUCACCCCCAUGACGGGGAAUUUGGGGAGCCGCGCAGCCAGAAGGGUCUGGACCGGUACCUGGACAGCCUGUUCGACCCCGUGCUCUCCUACGGCAAUGGGGAGCUGGAGAAGCCAUCCAUCCUCUCAAAGAGGCUGAAGGGAGGAGGUGGUGUGGGAGGCGAGAACGGCGGCGCUGACGCCAAUCGGAGCGAACCUCCCGGGCCUGCGGAGACGCAUCAGCCGAGGGGCACAGAGCCAGACCCGUCCCCGCAGCGCCGUGCAGAUGUCAAACAGCCACCCGGACCCUCGGGCAGAGUGGCAGAGGGGACGCCAGCCCAUGUGCCCCAGCCCCGGCCCUACUUGCAGAAAGCCGCGGCCGUGGGCCGGCGGUGGCCGGGAGAGCCGGUGCGGCAUUCCCGGCUCAACUCGGAGCACUUCCCGAGACCCACGCACGACAUCCGCAACAUCAUCCGACAGUGCCAGCCAGCCCCGCGCAGCUCCCAGCCCCACAGCAAGCUCUUUGGGAAGAAGCUGGACCCCCACGAGGAAGCCAUGCAGAUCCUGAAGGAGCAGCUCUCAGCUGCCCGGGUGCCAUCAGCUGUGGGGCCCAAGGAGGUGGUGGCUGCGGUGAAGCCGGUGCCAAGUGCCAGGUACCAGCUGCGAGCACUCACAGGACGUCCUGCAGCCACACAGCCUCCAGUCUUUGUCUCACGAGAGCUCCCAUCCGAGGCGCAGCAGGUCCAGACCCAGCUGCACCGGAGCUGCAGCGAGGACUUCUACACCUACCACAAUGUGCCCUGGAAAAUAUUCAUCCGGAAGGAGGUUUUCUACCCCAAGGACAGCAUCAACAACCCACUGCUGCUCGACCUCAUCUUCCGGCAGAUCUUCAAUGAUGUGCUGUCUGACACCUGCAUCCGGAUCAGCCAGGAGGAGCGGCUCCGCUUGAAAUCCCUCUUUGUGGAAAACAAGCUGGACUCCUUCAGCCCCGUGGCCACCGAGAGUGUCAAGAGGGAGAUCAUCGCCGCGGCCCGGGAUGGCUGCGAGGUGUAUUUCUCCCGCCUCUUCCCUGCCACGGGCAGUGUGGGGACGGGUGUGCAGAUCCUGGCCGUGUCCCACACUGGCAUCAAGCUGCUGCGGAUGGUGAAGGGCACCAAUGUCCCCGGGGAGCAGCUGCGGGUGCUGCGGGCCUACAGCUACCCCGAUGUGCUCUUCGUGACCACCCCAUCCAGGAACAUGCUGGAGUUCAACCUGCGCAGCGAGAAGCUCAUCCUCUUCUCACCAAAAGCUCCCCAGGUCAAGGUCAUGGUCGACCACUUCAUCACAGAGCUCAGGAAGGACUCCCAGUACGUGGUGGCCGUGAGGAACUACAGCCCAGAGGAUGGGGGCCAGCUCAGCUUCCACAAAGGGGAUAUCAUCCACCUGCAGUCACUGGAGCACUCUGAGAGAGACCACUACUAUGGCUGUGUGGUCCGCAAGAAGGUGAUGUACCUGGAGGAGCUGAAGACAGGCACCCAGGAUUUUGGGUGGAAGUUUGGGGCCAUCCAUGGCAGGUCAGGGCUGUUCCCUGCCGAGUACGUCCAGCCCGUCGUGGCACCCGACUUCGUGCAUUUGCCUGCGGAGAGGAAAGAGGAGCCCAGGGACAAGCAGGGCAAGGUGGCGGCUUCGGCGGCCGUGGCCGUGGCUGUGGCCUCUACUGCUGCUGCCCAGGAGCUGGACCGAAAAACUGAGGUGUCCCCAGCCAGUGCCACCUUUGCGGAGGGUCCGGAGGGAGAUGGCAUCAAGCAGCUCGGGGAUGUCAUGGGGGCCUGUCCCAUGCUGGCCUUUGCCCAGCGGCAUUUCCGCGCAGCACGACAUGGGACCACGGACUCCCGUGGGAUGAAGGCACCAAGUGUGCUGGAGAUGCUGACAUUCACCAAGAUUCCCAUUCAGGAGUCACUCAUUGAAUUUGUGGAUGGUGGCCUCAACAAACUGGCUGCUGAGGCUUUCCAAGCCGUGAUGAAGUUCAUGGGUGACCACCCUCUGCGGGGACAGACGGAGCUGGACGCCGUCUGCACCAUCCUCAAGCUGUGUGCGGAGCACGAGGUCCUGAGAGAUGAGGUGUACUGCCAGAUCAUCAAGCAGAUCACUAACAACACCAGCUCCAAGACGGACAGUUGCCAGAGGGGCUGGAGGCUGCUCUACAUCCUCGCUGCCUAUUACAAGUGCUCCGAGGUGCUCCGGCCCUUCUUCGUGGCCUUCCUGCAGGAUGCUAGCAGGCACCCAGAGCUGCCUUUCCACGGCAUCGCCAAAGCCUGCGAGCAGAACCUGAGGAAAACCCUGCAGUUCGGUGGCCGCAGCCUCUUCCCCAGCAGCAUGGAGCUCAAGGCCAUGGUGGCCGGACGCAGCGCCAAGCGCCAGCUCUUCCUCCUGCCCGGCGGCAUCGAGAGGCACCUCAAGAUCAAGACGUGCUCGGUGGCUCUGGAUGUGAUUGAGGAGCUGUGCUGCGAGAUGGGGCUGCAGAAUCCAGAGGCUUUGGAGGAAUACAUCCUUUUCGUGGUGACCGACAGAGGGCAGAGUGUGCGGCCGCUGACCCGCCGGGAAUACAUCCUGGAUGUGGCUGCCGAGACGGAGCUCCGGGAUACCAGCUACACCUUCUGGUGCCGCCGCGUGGUCUGGAGCCAGCCCCUCAAGUUUGACAAUGAGCUCUACGUCACUGUCCACUACAACCAGGUGCUCCCUGACUACCUCAAGGGCCUGUUCACCAUCCUGCCACCGGUGAGGCCAGGAGAGCAGCACUUCCCGCACGUGGCCAAGCUGGCCGCCCUCCAGCACCGAGCCAAGGACCGCCACCACCUCCCCACCGUGCGGGAGAUGCAGGACUACGUCCCUCCGCAGCUCUUCCGCCUGCUGAAGCCCCAGUCCUGGCUGCAGAUGGUGACCCAGCACGUGCAGCAAGCCCAGGCACUCAGUGCCCACCAGGCCAGGGCACAGUUCCUGGGGCUGCUGAGCGCCUACCCCAUGUUUGGCUCGUCCUUCUUCUACAUCCAGAGCUGCAGCAACAACGCCAUUGUUUCACCCUGUAUCCUGGCUGUCAACCAGAAUGGCCUCAACUUCCUCAGCAAGGAGACCCAUGAACCCAUCGCCAAGUUCUCGCUGAAUGAGAUCCAGUCCACACGGACGCAGCGGCCGACGGCCGGAUCCAGCUAUCCCUAUGUGGAGAUCACGCUGGGAGACCUCCUGGCCCAGGGCAUCACCCAACUUCAGCUGGAGCAGGGCCUAGAGCUGUGCCGUGUGGUGGCCGCGCACAUGGAGAGGCUGCUGGGAGCCCGGGAGAAAAGGCUGACGCUGCCGCCCAGCGAGAUCACCCUGCUCUGAGCCCGCCGUGGCCUUGGACCCCUGGCACCCCGGACCCCUGGCAUAGGGGACAGAGAGUGCAGUGACCCUGGGGUGUCCCCAGCCUGGCCAGUGGCCGCUGUCCCCCUGUCACCAACCCACUGUUGUUCUGGGGUUUUAUACACGCCCGGGAG